Messenger RNA from Daucus carota subsp. sativus, 1214 nucleotides. RefSeq lists its product as uncharacterized. Lineage: Eukaryota; Viridiplantae; Streptophyta; Magnoliopsida; Apiales; Apiaceae. Bases 72 to 983 code for a protein of 303 amino acids. The record is from RefSeq and is a predicted model, not a curated record. The transcript has 6 exons.
UUUUGUUAGAGUCAGAGGUUGUAAUUGUGGUACACAUAUUUCAGUGAGAUACACUCUUGAUUCUCGAAGAUAUGAGUCAGGAUAAGGGGAAAUCGAGUAAUUCUAAUCACGUUAACGAGUUUCGUCAUCGUGAGAAAGAGUUUGAUUCAGUUUUGAAUGUUAUUAGAGAUGCAAAUAUAGAUCCUCGCCUGAUUUGUCUUAAAAAAACUAUCGGUGAAACUGAUAAUGGCGAUUCAGAAUUUCAUUCAACGGGAGAGUUCCAAAAGCGACUCACAGAGAUGUGCAAUAAAGAAAUCAAUGAAGAUUCUGUUAAUUUUGAUUUUGAUCCUUUAAGCAUGUGCGGCAAAGAUAUCAUCACAGAGAAUUACGGAUCGAUAAAUUUCGAUAAAGCUGGGAUCUUGCUUGAAAGCUCUGCUCAAGUUUACAGCGACAAAGUGGAUCAUCUCCAUGCUUUGGUUUUAAAAACUGCGAAAUCUAUUCGCGAGGGAGGUCUGACUGAGGGACCAAAGUAUGUACCAGAGCAAGAAGAAGAAGAUGAGGAGGAUAUGGAAGAGACUGAUCUUGAAGAUGAGGGGUUAGAUGAUAUUGGUGAUGGAGAGAAACUGAAAUCUUCCAAGGAUUCCCCUCUUGCUAAAAUGGGUGGAAGUGAGAAAGAGGCAGAACCUGAUGCUCGUGUAUCUGUUGAGAAGCAGCAAAUUAAGCAAGACUUGGAAGACGAGACUAAUGAUGGAAAGGUUGAUCUCAAGAAGUCUGAUACUGCUGACGGAGAGUCCCCGUCUGAGGAAUCCUUUGCUGUUCUAUUCCUGAGAAAGCUUGGAAAGAGGCAACAUGAAGAAGAACUUGAAGCAUCAAAGAGGAGAGCUGUCUCCCAAGUAACUGAAGUAGAGUCGAAAGAUUUCAUAGGUAGUUCUGGAAAAGAGAACCUCAAGCCUUUAUCAUCUACCCCAACUUCAAAGAAUGACAACUCCCCUCUCUCAGACUAGAGAUAAUUGGUGACCUCAAUUGUACUCAGAAUGGUUCUUGAUAGUGUCAGACACAGAUUUUUUUUCCUAAGUACAACAAAUAGACCUAUGACAGCCCUUUUAUUUUCAGACAUUUGUGUGACUUUUCCUUUUAUUUUCAAACUUGUGUUUAAUUUUUCUCUGCAAUAUGCUGAGAUAAUUGAACAAGUAGGUGUUUGAACUUAAUCUAUGCUGGCUUUAUUAAUUUGGUUA